Molecule: messenger RNA, 13957 nt
Organism: Porites lobata
Lineage: Eukaryota; Metazoa; Cnidaria; Anthozoa; Scleractinia; Poritidae
Source: the annotation of a GenBank genome assembly
GAUCGUCGGCAGCAGACUCUUCACUCAUUCUUAAUCAUAACAAGGAAACAGAGUCUUCAAGCAAGACACUGCAGACCCUCCAACAUGGGUAAGUUCUUGAUUGUGCUUUUGUUGAAUAUUGUCUGUGGUAGACCUUUUAUAUAUUGUUUCAACGAACGCUUCGAAACACUUUUUUAGCUUCUUUCCCACUGUUUCCGGGUGACGUGAGCUACGGGAUUGUGUUAUUUACUAUCAUUACAGAUUUUCAAUCUUCUGAAACUUCCUGUUCCAGAGAAAUGACAUCGAAUGACAAUAUUUCUUGUAUAGUUAAGAGUUAGAGAGCUGAAGCAUUGCAAAACCUUACCCGUUUGCUACGUUUCGAUCAUUGAUUUAUUACACAACUCGAUUUCGUUGUCCGCAAAUUACAAGCGAGCAAUUAAUCUAAUAAAGUUUCGUUUAUUUUCACUUCACUAACGUCCAUAUUUACAGCAUAUAUAUUGCACUUAAACCUCUUUUCCUAACGCUGGAUUAUCCCGCCUUGUCGAUUAUGUUACCAUCAUAAAUGACGCACAAAAACGUGAAAUGAAAGAAACUGGACUGUAAUCCAGCUGCAAAAGGGAGUCAAGUGUAUAACUGAAAUACCGAUUUAUAUCAAUGACAGGAAAAAUAAGAUAUUCUGAUAUUCACAUUAAUUAACUCGACAGGCCCAGGUGUUUUAAUAUACUCGCAUAUUAACAGCCCACAAUUAUAUGAUUGAACAUAGUUGCUAAGCAAACUGCCGGGCGUCCACUUAAUCAGUUACAGUUUUCGCGCGCAGGGAACAGAGGGAAAUAUUGAGGAAAACCCUGGACGAGUUAAAGGCCCCGUCCACACGGAUCUGGAUAUUUUUGAAUCCGCAACUUUUUCUUUCCGGAUACGGCUUCCGUCCACACGUAUUCGGUGAAUCCGGCAUACGAAUCCUCAACGUUUUGAAUCGGCUCUUAAUUCGCAAUCCGGAAUCAUCUGGACGCCAAAUGCGGAUAUUUUUCAUUAUCCCGUGCGUAACAAGAGCAAACCCAGUUCUUUACCAUGAAUACUGUAUUCAAGAUGGCAUGCUCUGUUGUCAAUAUUCCCAGAGGAGUCCUGGGUGCUAGCCGUGAAUCCAGAUACGUGUGAAAUUCGAGUCGAAUCCGGAUACGUAUGGGCGUGGAAAUUGUUUAAACCGCAAAGAAAAAUUUGCGGAUUCUAAAAUAUCUGGUUACGUGUGGACGGGGCCUGAGUAGAUUAAUUAGAAAACAUCUUCCUGGUCACGUGACACUGUCGAAUUUCCAAAUUCGGAAAAGAAUGCGCAAAAAGCCCAAAACGGAUUCACAUUUUCUUUACUUUGAUGUUCGCAUAUAUUUUUAAAAUUAUUGAUGUAAAUAACAAUUAUUCACCGAAGUGGAGUUGGCUAGUCGUGCAUAUUUACCGAGCUACGAAGCACUACUAGCCACCGCCACUGAGGUGAAUAAUUAUUUUAGUAUAUACCAAAACAGUGAGAUAAUUGAGCAGAGAAAUGAUGAUUUUUAACUCAACUGUUGCCAACAAUUACAAUUUUGGCGCGUAAUGACCGAACGGCCGCGAACGUCGCUUUUUCUUGCCGACAAAUAAAACUUUUGAAGGCAUUUGUUUAGCUCUUGCGGGGAAAUUUCUUCAAAAGGAGUUGUGAAUUCUUUUUGUAUUUAAAAUCAUUCUAUAAAAAAGAUUAUUUAAUUUAGCUUAAAGCUUAUUUAUGAACAAGUCAACUAAAUAAAGUAACGCAAGACAUAAGCUUAAUUUGCAUUUGUGAACAAAACAGUUUUUCAUCGGUUUUAUCGAUAAAUUCGAGUCAAAAAGACAAAGAUUUAACUGUUAAAACUUCCAAACCGAAUUUCCUCACCAUCUUCGUGUAUUUCGGGAACAGCAUGCUUGAGAUAGUUGUGAAAUUUCUUUGUUUGUUAUGGCCGCAAACCGGGAAGGCAUUUUUCUCGCAACUUACAUGAGUUUGGCGUCGCUCGCUCGGAGGAAUUGGAGGUGAAUCAGUGAAUAGUUACUAUAAAUUUAUUGCAGAUUAUCCCGUCCAGAAGGGCCUGGAUCCGUGUCAUCAGUUGACAGAGAGUGAUAUACACGAAAGUCAGCUUGCGGAACAGAUUGGCCUUAAAUGGAAAGACCUUGCUAGAGAACUAGGUUUUCUUCAAAGCACCAUUGAUAUGAUCGAAAAGGAAAAAUUGUACUGUAAUAAGGAAUGCUGCAUAGAGCUUCUUGUACGGUGGAGGCGUCAGAACGGAACAGAAGCUACAGUUGGAAAAUUAAAAAAAGCGUUGGAGAAGGUAGAACUCAAGAACGUGGCUGAUAAUCUGAUCAGCGGUAAGCAAGAGAUGUUUUUUAUUCUUGAGUAUAAGUUGUCAAAUUAGAUUCACAAAUUCUGCUCUGAUCUUUCUAUUGGUGAGAAGAGCCUGGUUCUACAUAAAAUAACUGAUUGAGUUGAUCAGUGAUCUAUCAAAUGUCGUGAGCUCUAUCAAAGGAUCGAAAUAACUCAACUCUUCUCACUUACAAUCUUCACUGAAUCUUUUUACUUUGUUUGAGAUAUAUCUUUGAGGCCAAAUGUGAUUUCAUGUAAUUCAGUAUUCCGCAGAGGAAACGGCUGGAUAAUAGCGACGAUCGAGUUUAGGUCAUUCAAUUUUGAUUUGAGGCUUGAGCACAAAGCAGCUCGUAUGCUCUGCUGUAGGAUUCGUAAUAACAGAUAUCCACGAAUUAUCAUGUUUUUCAAAGGUAGCAACGUAAUGAAGUGAACAUGAUCUUUGCAACCCAAACGAGCCUGUAAAACUUCAGGCUUUCCGGUCAAGCCCGAACUUUUAAUUUUUCAGGCUCUUUUUCAAUCGCUAAUAGGUUGUUCAUUCUACUGCGAGAUCAUGUUCACUUUCAUAUCUUUAUCCGCAGUUCAACUGAAUAUGAUUCAUUUUUUUAUAUUUCAAAAAAUGUAAGUGUUACUGACUCAGUGUCGUUCCUUUUCUUAGGACUCAGCUGCUGCCGAUGCAAUUGCAUCAGCCAAAGAUCAACUCGUUUGGAACCUGAAGUAUCAAGCGAACCACACCAAGUAAGCUGGUAGACUUGCUGUUUUGAGGAAUUAGGAAAAGUGUCUCGAAUAUUGAUAUGCAACCCAAGCAGUUAGAAAGGUUUUGACGACAAACUGUUGGUUUAAACCAUAUCAUUUUUUCUUCACGAGAUACAUAGGCAGAUGGUAAGAAUGAUUUACAGUCACACCUUUAUAGUUAAAAACUUGUGAUUCCCGCUUUUUCUUUCAGAUGAAGAGAUGUGAUAGGAUGAUUUGUGAAAUGAGUGACAAACUCAGAGCCAUUUUAAAAGAGGUAUACCAAGUUAUAUGCUAUCAGCCGUGUUAAGGAAUGCGAAAAGCUAAUGACUUGCUGGCAAAAGGGUAACAUGUUUCGCUUCUGUUACACAGUCAAGCAAAUGCCAUGAUGAGAUGAUCUGUAAGGGGAUAUCUGAAAUGAGCGACGAACUCCGAGUCACCUUUAGAGAAGAGGUAUGAAAUGUCACACUGAAUAGUUAUGUUAAGAAUUCGUUUGCUAAUGACCGGUCAUGACAAGGAGACUAAUUUUUUUUUCUCUCUCUAUUUCAAAAAUGGAAGCCCAAAUUAAAAACUUAAAAAUCAGCGCUUUUAAGGACGGUGCCCACUAAUGGGAAGUAUUUUUUCCCAGAUAAUGACUAUGUGAGACAAGUAGAUCAUAUCAGGGGCUAUUGAAAUCCAAAAAGAAAACUGGGGGUAACCACGUAUUUUUCAGAGAUAACUGCGCUUCAAUAUGGAGAAAAACGCUGAAUAGGCGUUUUUUAGAAAAAUAAUAAAAAGUUAUUUUUUCCCAAAAUUUCAUAGUGUACACAUGAACUGGCACAAAUGCAAUGAUAAUUGUAACAAUGUUUCAAAAAAAGCAACAAAUGAUAACAGAACAACUGCUCUUUAUACGUCUUUUUUUGAAAUAACAGCUCAGCUGGGAAGUUAUCAGCAGUUACCCCUCUCCACGCUUUAGCCUAAAAAAUAGUGUAAACGACAUUUUCCCCGAACCAAAAAUUGAUCGUUUGCAUAUGUCAUUGUUUGAAUAUGUUAUUAAACUUCUGUAAACUUGCAUACAUUCAAUGAGCUUAUAUCUGUGCUUUGCGCUAUCUCUUUCGGGCUUUGCCACAAGUGUCAUAUGACAUAAAUGAUUUGCAUAGACUCAAGUUCCAUACAUGAGCUCUCUAUUAAAAAGCUGAAUAGUGUGAAAGUAGUUGUACCGAAUGUGUUUAUGUACCCUCAUAUAUAUGCACUGGUUAUUAUUAUGAUUAUGUGUGGCGUGAAAUUGAACCUGAAGAAAUACUAUCUACACGACAAGCUGUCAAUGAGUCAAUAAUUUCAAUGCUUAGUAAUGCCAAAAUGCUUAAAUAAUAACGAUAGUAAAAAGCAUUACAAUUUUUUUACCAUUUUUUCCACGAUGAAAGCGUUUCCUUUGCGGUCUGCAACUAUUUGUGAAGCUGCGAUCUCAGCAAUUCAAACAAUCUUGUGAUAGUUUUUUUCUUGUUUGUUCAACAAAUAAAAGCCUCGGACUCUCAAUAAAAGGGACAUCUUUAUGUACUCGAACGCUUUAAAUCUAUCUUCUGGUGAAUAAUUAUGUAAAAUCUUACAAAAUUCGAGAAAUAUUCGGGAAAGUGUUUACAGCCGAUUAGCCGAUAAAACGCGAAGGACGCGAGUGAAAGGUAAGCUUGCAGUUUCGGAGGACUUAGAGCUAUCCUCCCUCUGAUUUACUGAUCCUUGCCUAUUAAGGGAUUUUUUGAUACCCAAGCUCUACGCGUAACAUCUUGAAGCAGUAAACUUUUGAUGUUUUAGAAUUGACUUUUUAAAUUUGUUUGACUAUAAAAUGUUUGGUCAGAUCGAUCGACGUAGAAAUAGCAACAUACGCAUACUUCUUCGGUUUUCAAAGAACUGACAAGGUAAAUAGAAAUUAUUUUUCACCUGUUGAAAACCGACGCAUCUUUUCCACAAGAAAUAACUACAACCUCCCAGUCUUAAAUGAAAGGAACAUGCGCCAUGAAAGCAGAAAAGAAGUGAGUAAGCAACCAACAAACGGCUUUAUAACUGUCAUACGAGAUGCGCCUUGGCCGUCCGAGGACAUAAAAAGAUGUCUUACUGUAUUUGGUAUGUAAUAUUUUCAUAGAUUUUGAGGGUUAACUCUUCGACCAAGGAGUUGGAGCAACAGCUUUCAUAUUACCAGCAAAAGUGCAAGGAUACAGAACAACAGGUUAGAAUACAGCAAAAACCCGCGUAUGAGAAGUUUUUCAAGCUAGGCUAAGAAGGCUCUUAUAAUAGUGGAGCUAACUGGUUAAUUAGGCUACUCAGGUUCUUAUACAGGUUCUUAUUUCAAAGAAUAAAUAAGGUGUUUGUCCUUGGUGGGUGUGGCCUAUUUUGGGCCCUUUUGUGGCAGUGCGUGCAUAAUAUGUUAUAAAAAUACCUUUAAUCCAAGCAUGUUAAAGCAUUUUAUGAAGUUUACACAAAGCUAUGCAAGUUAAACAGAACAAAAGUACAAAGAUACAACUCUCUCAUUGUCAGGGUUUUAUCUUCAUUUUGCUAACUGCCGGUGAGCUUGUUCUAUUAAGUUUGUGUAUUCAAUGUUUGACUGAAUUUCUCAAAAUAAGAACCUGUUUCAAAAUUGUAGGCUUGACAGGUUCUUAUGUAAAAGGGGUCUAAACAGACAAGCAUAGCCUAACAUCUAACUUAAAAUCUGGGUUCUUAUACACGGAUUUUUGCUGUAUUACAUAGUCAUUAACAAGUGAAAAAAUACUAAAAUAAUGGAAAGGUACUCAGAACAGUUAUAAUGAUUCGCUAAUUCGUGACUUACUGACUGACAUCCGGAGGAAAAUCUCAUGAAUUCACCAUCUGGUGCUCGUGUUUCUACUACUUCUUUGUCUUGCAGGUUUCGCAACUGAGGAUUAGAAUUGAGGAAUUAGAAGAAGAGCUUUUAAUUGCCAGGCAAAAGCGCCAUGAGAACGACGAACAAAACGUGAGUCAACGUUUAUUUUAACAAAUGACGCGCACUUUUCAUGUGCGACGCACUAUGAAAACUGUCUUUUACUUCUUUCAUUUGCUAGCCUGCGAAUACAGCCGUUUCUUCUUGCUCCUCGCCACUACGGACGUUUCGCCAGGGGAAACGUCUGCGACUCAGCGACAGAAAUUCCAUACUGAUGACGUAAAAUCUGUUCGGAAUCUGGCCGGGAUCUCUGAUUGGUCGACGUAGUACCUAUAUUGCUUCACCUAUUGUUUACUAAUGACAGUCAAAAGACAAAAGCCCACAAAGGUCAACUGAAAACGAGAUAAAUCUAUUAUUCCGAGAAUAUAUUCUUCUUUAGAAAAAGCAUCAGAGUUUUACCGGAGCUCGUUAGCAAAAUAUCACAAAACUUUACCAUAAUCAACCAGGAGAAAUAUAAAUUUACAUUUGGAACCCCAUGACUACCGGAUUCAUUAUGUAAACAUUGAUUUGCGUCAUCAGUAUGGAAUUUCUGUCAGUGAGUCGCUGACGCUCCUCUCCCUAUGCGCAGGCUAUCCAUUUGCGUGUCUACGCUCAUUUUACAUAAAUCGAACCUAAAAAACAAUAAAAGUACAAAACAACUGAUCCUGAGCUCUGCGCGGAACUAAAACAGCAAAAACACUAAGGGGUUAACUAUUAAAAAAUAUAUAUUGUUUAUUUCCUACUUUUAUUAACAUAACUUGCAACUAAUGAAAAAAGGAGAUUUGUUGCCAGAAAAGUAGCAACAAAUGGGGAUGCCGAAGGAGUCGAGGACUGCAGUUUAAGCAUUCGUUCCCAACCUUAUGCUUCCACGGUUUGCUCCCAGAGAUUUUUUUGUCUGGGAACUUAAACAUUAUCCUUAACAGUCUGGGCCGCAUGGAGUCAUAUUAAAUUGUGUAGGUUUGCGCGUAGGUGGAACUCGAUCUAAUGUUUAGUUGAUAGUAAAAGAGGGAAGCUUAUAGGAGAGAGUGAGAUAAGGCCGAACAUAACGCGUCGGAAUCGAGGAUUGCUAAAUUGCGUGGGUCGUGGGUCGUGACUCACGGCCCACGACCCACGACCCACCCACCCACCCACGCCAAUUAGUCAAUCUCCAUCACGUACGGGAAGAAUUUCAGAAGCGGAAUGGCAAAAUCGGUAAACAAACUUAACUGGAAAAAACCAGUCUCGCUGGUUUAGUCUCGUGAACCUGUUUUUAUGGUUUCCCAUAUUUUUCUUUUAGUUUGUGUAAACUGGUUUCAGCAAAUCCCAAAGGAUUGAAAAAGCUAUACAAUCAUUGGACAGCACUUCUUUAAUUCAAUUAAUAAAUGCGAUCCCAGGGGAAAUACACAUGCUCGCUCCUGGAAAGAAAGCUCCUAAAAGAAAGUAAUAUCAUUUCUACGCAGACUUGCAUAAAUAGGCCAUCAACCAAUUAUUCUUUAGUAUUCCGGCUUAGUGGAAUUCGUAUGUAUUCCUUCUUUUAUCAAUGUUUAGCAUGAUGAUCUCCCGACGGAUACAGACCAGUUAGGUAGAGAACAUCACAUUGAUGAUCGACUAAGAAAGAUCAACGAACUGCUUCACACAUAUGUUACAUCCCCUUUGCAAGUGCAAGAAGUUAAACAAGAUCAACUAAGAACAGCAGUAAAACUUGAUCUGCUGACAAGGCUGAGCGAGCGGUUGCAAGAUUUAUACACGGAGGCUUUAGGUAUGGUUGCAGAGGCUUGUAAAUGUAGCGAAGACUUAAGGAAAGACUUCUAUGACCUGGCCUACCACGGGCUCAGGGCGGAACACUAUGAGCUGGUCCACAGAGUCAAGGAUCUGGAAUCAGUCCAGGAGGAAAUGAAUGAAGAGGAAAAGAAAGAAUGUGACAGGCUGCAAUCAUAUCAGAGGGGCAGACAAAGCCAGGUCGAAAAAUUGGACAAACUUUGGAGAUAUCUAUUUUCCCCGGUAUGCAUUUAUGUCAACUAAAGCGUUCCAAGUGAACGGUUUGACUUUAACUUUAUUUUAGUCAGCAUUUAUACUGUUAGGUACUGUUAAAAAAAGAAAAGAACAGUACCGAUCGCGAUAUGAGGGCACUUUAAAUAAUUUGACGUGAUGGACGCUUUUUCUUUCUCUUCAAAAGGUAAGCAAAUCUCGGAAUAGAGGAUGGGAUUGAGUCGAGUGAGAAUUUUAAUAAUCUUUUCAUCUUCGACCUUUAAAAUUCACACUAUCAGGAACAAAAAGGGCUUGAAGUGUGUGUUAUUUAAGAAUUUAUUCCUGCUUUGAUGGAUCGGAAUUCCGCCUCGGAAUCCGACUCCGGUGUUGUAAACUGGAGAAUGCGGGAAAAGUUUCGAACAAUAUUCAAUUGAAGGAAAAUUGCAUUAAAGCGCAUAAUUGCCGACUGUUUCCCAAGUUUUAUUCCUUUUUCAGAACUGUAAAGAAGCUACCCCAGUCAAGAAGAUUGGGACUGACAUCGAAUUUAUGUGAAUCACAAUAAAAUUUUGCAAACUUUGUCUUUGAAGUCCUCAUUUGAGCGAAUUUAACAUUCGACUCAGGUUACGUUCACACAGUAAUUUUAUAAUCAGUCUUAAAUUCGUGCGUCUAAGUGUUCCGUUCAUACGGAAUCAAGCUAACCAUACGUUAAUUCGAUAGGCCCUUAUCGACUGUGCUAGCAUAAGUAUUGGCAUAAUUUGGAAAAACGAGCAUAAUUUUUGCACUUUUUCUAGAAGUAGCACCUCUAGCAUAAUCGGCAUAUUUUUAGUUUUUUUCAAGGGAACAUUACCAGAGUCAUGACUUGCUUGGUCUCUAAGAUUGAUUGUUUUCAAGUUCUGUCAAUGGUUCAGUCUACUUUUAUUCGUCUGGGGGAGGGGAAGAAGGUUACCGCAAUACUGCGUCGUUGGUCGUCUAGAGGACUGGGCACACCGGAAGUAAAGAUUACGUUGGUCCCAGUUCCCGCUUUCACACGUACCACGGGUGUCGAGCAACUUAGAAGGAGAACAGCUGCCUGAUAGGCUAGAACCCGCUCAAAUUGCUUGAGAUCGGAGCCUGAAGAAAACCAACAGCAAAUACAAGGCCGGGGGGGAGCAUCUGCACGUGAGAUAAGUCAUGGUUCAGCCAUCUUCUGCUGCUUCAGAGAGAGUUUUUAGCAUAUUGUCAGCCUCGUUGGAUGAACAGCAGCAGAGUGCACUGUCAGACACUUACAAGCAAGUGUGAUGCUGCAAUAUAACAAGCGCUAAGCUAUAUUAGAACACUUUAACUGUGAUACUAACAUCGUACAUUUUGUCACAUUAAGUCACCGCUUCUAGUCUGGAAUGAAGUUCAGUAGUUGGUUGUGUUUUAUCAGGGCAAGUGUGUAACUCAAGAUAAAGAAUAUGAUGCUUUAUUAGCAAUAAAUAUACAAUUUGGGUUUUUGGACUCGUUUUAAGUUUUUUAUUUUUAAGCAUACAUUAAGAAAAAGUAGCAUAAUUUUAAAAACGAGCAUAAUUUUGAGCAUAAUUUGGAAAAAAAAAUCGUUCACUGCUGGUAGCAUAAUAUGCUACUUUUACUAGCACAGUCGAUAAGGGCCUAUAAUUUGACCGCCAAGCCGUUCAAAAAUUGGAACCCUAAAAUCUAAGUUACAUUUUUAGCCGGUACGGCCGAAAAUUUAGCCUACGCAAUGUGAACACCGUCCAUGACUGUCUACAUUUUGUACGACAAAUUUAGUUGGCGUGGUGUGAUCAUGAACGCCACAACCGUCUAAAAACGUUUCUGCUGGUCGAAAAUUCAGUUUCCGUUGCCGUGUGAAUGUAGCCUUUAGUGUUUUUUCUCCGAUUUACUUUGCUAAAAACAACUCGCGUCUCGUCGUUUUGCGAUUCAUUUCAAUCUCGGCGUCGGCGGGAUACGGGAUGAAUCCGCCCGCGCCUCAUGUUUUACAAGUUAUAUCUAUCUCGGCAAAACUGGGAUUGCAUAGGAGUCUUAGCUGGAUCGAAUAAUUAAUAGCCUUGAAACAACGCUGACUAAUCGUUUAACUUGCAGCCUGAUCGCCGCCAGAAGACGGCAAUGUCAGCGGAUCCGGUGGGUCAAAACAAGCCAAGAGAUAGUAAAAAGGUAGAUAAAGAUUAUUUAUAGUUAAAUUGGAAAGAAAUUUGGAUUAGGUAGAAAAAUAAAAAAAUAUAUAUAUAUAUUUUUAAUGAUCAGUGUCCUUUGCGCUAAUCCCUCAUCUGCUGAAUCCUCCCAUGACCAGUUCAUUAGCAUUCAAUUAUUCAUUCGUUCUUUCGUUCCUUCCUUCCUUCCUUCCUUCCUUCCUUCCUUCCUUCCUUCCUUCCUUCCUUCCUUCCUUCCUUCCUUCCUUCCUUCAUCCAUUCAUUCAUCUCCGCUUCCAUUCAUACAUCUACUCAUUCCUUCCUUCCCUCAUUUUAUGCAUUUAUUGGUAACCCGGCUCUCCAUCAGCGUUUGCAAGUGUGAUCACCCCGGGAUGCUAAGUGAAGAAAAACAGAAGACACAGAAGGUUAUAGUUGUUUUUUUCCUCGAGUCCCUGACAUUGACAACGAAUCUACACUUUACUAAUUUCUGAAGAAUGGUUUUUUAUACGUUUGUUAUAGGUCACGAGAUACACUGACCCUGGUGAUAUAUGGAGAAAACUUAAGCUGCGUGGAGAGGAUACAGGAUCUGCAGCGUCCUCAACUUCCAGCGAUGGCAAACCAGACGAAGAGUCACGUUUGAAUGUAAGCAUUCCCUCAUUUUUUUCAUUUUUCUGUACCUCACUCCUUCCUCCGGUCCGUCUUGCGAGGUGCAUUUGAUCAUAUUUAUCUGCUAGUUUGCGCCAAAAUAGAAAUAAAUUAUUAUUUAUUAGUAAUGGUAAUAGGACUGACUGGAGUACAUUUUGUAACUAAUUAACAAUUAGUCUUAAAAGACUUCAGGAACUGUAAUCACCGUUUUCUUUACACUCAAAGCUUGGUAAAUCAAUUGUAUUUAACAAGCUGUCAAAGCCUAAAGAUAUAUCAGAUAUAUCUGAAUAAAAGUCACUGGACCAGUUAGUUUCGUCCAUUUUGCUUUUCUAGUUGAAGCUGGACAGCUUAGUUGUUCACUAUUUUUCAUUAAUUUUGAUUGGCUAGUGGCAUCUGCUACUUGAUUUUCAUUGGCGAUUUGACCUGUCCGAUUACAAGCUCCUGAUAAUCAGGUCAAAUCAGACAGUUUUCGAGUUACAAUAGCAAAAUUUAAGCUAUAAAUGUGGGGCUGUUAAGAACCAAUCAGAUUCAAGCAUUUUGUUAUUGACACUAUUACUAUUAUUAUCAUUGGCAGAUCCCGCCUAUCUUUUAUAAUCUGUUUGGAGGCCAUAGUUUCCUAAAUCACGGUGCCUACUUUUGAUGCUGCUCAAUUUUUUUUUCCCAUUAUAGAGUUCUAAUGACGGUGUUUUCUUAUACUUGCAUUUUACGGCUCCUUUAUAUAUUGCUGCGCUUAUAAGAAAAGGAACAUCGAUAAUUAGUCAGCACCUUGUGUUCAACCCCAUCGCCCAGAAUGCCGCGACAUAUCUGGGAACAUUGCAAGUGUCAGUCUACCAACUUAACACAGUUAGGCAUGCGAGGCUUGCAUGUCAAGGCCUUUUAAUAAUUGUAUUAAUUUAUAAUUAAAAUUUUCAAAAUCGUUAGGCUGACAGUUGCAAUGUAUCAACCAAUUUCUUUCAUCGGUCUCGUCAAGGGUCUUCAUCGUUUGUCCUUUUCCCUCGCAUGCCCCUCAUACUCAAGUGCCACGAUACUCUGUCGCAUUGUUUUCCUCAUGGGAAAACUAUGGCCAUGUUAAACAAGUUGUGAGUCAUGAUUUUACGAAUUUAAUUCCAUCAGCUUUUGCCCUGCCUGCAAAUGAAGUUCAUGAUCACUUUCUAUUAGCACAUCAGUUUGGACGCACAAUACGUCAUGUGAAGAGCUUUAAGAUUAACGAUGUUCAGUCACUGAACUUCGUCACUAUGGUGGUUUCUUGGCUUACCUUCACCAUUUGAUGCUUAUGCUUUGGUCUCCUGACUACGAGUGAAAGACCAGUUUAUUGCUUAUAUGGGGGGAACUUUUCAGAAUAAUUAUAUUAUGCCCGAAUAUUACUAAAAAGGUUUUUCACCUACUAUGGUGAAAGAUUCAUUUCUUGUUAUUUGUCUCAAAUUUUACCCUCAGACUUUUGGAAUUUUCCAUACUAAGCCUAUAAUAUUAAUUUCUUGAUAUUAUCUUUGGGUUCAAAUACUGAGGCGGCGCAAUUACUAUCAGUUUUUUGUAAGCUUCAAUUACCAUGUUUAGAUCAUUUUUUCCUGCAUAGUCGACUCAAGAACUGUGCAAAACAGCUGUAAGAAAUCCCUUGACCUUGCACAAAACAUUUCUCUCUAGUCUAAUAGGAGACUAACGUUAACUGGAUUCUAUUAUAAAAAUUGACAAAAUGUUUUAUUUUUUUCAGCUGAGGAAAAUGAAGUCAACGGUCGAAUCAGUCAUUCAAACCAUUUCUAAAAAGAAGGAGGGUGGCGAGAAACAGAUGCGGGAUUGCUAAUUAUUAUUUGUACCGAGUACUAAUUUUCCCGUUUUUUAGAUUCAUUUUAUGUAACCCCGGGGUUUUCUCCUGGAAAUUCUUGGUGGGGGUGUGCCGACCCGUUCUCCAAAUCCUGACCCUACUUCGGACCAAAAAGUGCCAUUUUUCACACACGUUUUCAGGCCUGGCCUCUAAGAAAUUGUCUUCAUUACUUAGAUUAGAACAGCAACCAAAAAAGAUUUAUUCAAAUCCACUUCGAAUUCGCAUUUUUCUCUUUCUUUCUUAUUCAUUUGGAAUUGAAACAAUAAAUACGUUCAUACACUCCCGUGGUCUAUAAUUACCCGCUUUCAGACCAAAACGGUGCAAAAACCAUACCCUCUGGGGUGGCAAAUACCUGUAUGGCUUAUAUAAGGGCGUACCCCCGGGUAUUUUUUUACUCGGUACAACAUGCCCAUUAAGUUUUGUGGAGAGGCUUUUGUGUAACGUCAAUUAGACGAGGUAUCAAGAAGCUAGACGUCUCGUUCUCGAUUUUAGUACCUGAAACUUGUGCAAAGUCGUUACCAAGUUUGACCCGCUUGCAGAGAACAUUCUCUUUGUGUUACAGGCUCGAAAUUGGGUUCUGUUCACGCAAAACGAAGGCAACUCGCUGUUAGAUUAAACAAAUAGACCCGAUUCCAAUGUAUUAUACUUCUUAUUAUUUAGCUAUUUUAUUCUCUGUCCCUGGUCACCGGAGGUUUAAUUCUCUAAAUCGGGUGAAAUUCAAGCGCGGAAUCCGCAAUAACGAGGCCCGGCGGUUUAUCUUUAGUGAUUUUCAGAACAGACCUCUUCAGCUAGGGUGAGAUACCUGCGUUUUUUCCUAAUUAUUUUUAUACAAAUAUAGCAUGGUCAAGCGGUCAGUCCGUACGGCCCUAGUCCCGCUCAGAACACUGGAGGUGUUCAAAUUCCCGACCAUGCUUGAAAUAAUUGUUCAUGUUAUUUGCUCAAUUUUACUAGCCAGUGUCGGCCAGGGUUUUGGAUAUACGUUAUCUUUCACCUGCAAACAUAUGAUUUUGGGUAACGGUAUGAUAGGUUUCCUUUACGUUUGGACAUAUGCUGAGAAGAAAGGGUGAAUUUCGGUUUAGUGACUAACUUAUUUCGGGUACAAUGGCAUAUUUAGUAUCCCCACUGACCGAACCUGACUAGCUUUUUCAGUCAUAAACACUGUGUAGGUUAUUACUGUUAUUAUAGUUAGCUAUCGCAAAAAAGGUAGAAAAAUUAAGGAACAGAGAGGACGCACUUGUUAAAAUGUUCAGUGUUCACUUUGAGAAAAAAGAGAAAUGAGGUGCGUGUUAGUUAGUUAGUUAGUAGCAUCGAAGAAGGCGAUUAUGCUAGCACGACUUGAUCUCUCAAGUUUGAGUCUUAACUAUAUCGCCAUUAACAAAGAUUACAAAAUACCGGAAAGUUACCACAGUUGAUGAAGAUGAAAAUUUGUCAUGAUCAGUAUUUUUAGG